This is a messenger RNA of Drosophila serrata, 1517 nucleotides long. RefSeq lists its product as uncharacterized. The record is from RefSeq and is a predicted model, not a curated record. Lineage: Eukaryota; Metazoa; Arthropoda; Insecta; Diptera; Drosophilidae.
ACAACGCGUCUGCGCAUGCGCGUUGAUCAUGAACGGAUCGGACGUGCUUGAAAUUCGCAAAUUCGACCCCAAAAGAAUUGUGACCAUAAAAUAAGGCGUUCUACUGCAAAGUGACAAGUCACCGAGAGCCAAGAAAUCCAGAAAUUAAAAUUCUAUUAUCUAUUCCUUCCAAUCCAAACAAAAAAAGCAUGCGUGAACGUAGUCAAACUACACCGCGUAGGCGUCGAACUGGACCCAAACAGGCAUUGCCUCCGGGUAGCUCCUCCGAGGGAGUGGGUGCCCUGGAAUCCCCUUAUUACACCAUUGAUAACACCGAGGAUAUCUAUGGCACAACCCUGCUACCCUCGCAACGUUGCUAUGUGGAUCCCUGGGACCUGGAGAACUAUGAUUAUGUGCGGAAAAAGAUCGAUGAUGUCACCAUGGGUGGCCAAGAGGUGGUGGAGCCCGUCUAUGGCAGUGGCAACAACAAUUCCAACAACAAUUCCCUAACACCCAGUCCCACUUAUGGCUACGGCAUGGGCAUGUCAGCCACGAUGCCAAGGCCUCACACCCAGACACGUCGCGUGUCCCGGGCCCAGUGCCAGCUGGAGUGCUGUGUGCCCCAGAGGAGUCACCAGAGCAGGAGGAGGAGCCGCAGUGCCCGCAAAGAGCCACUGUAUACGGCCAGGAGUGAUGUGUAUGGUGCGCCCAGUCGGUAUGAGGACUACAUGGCCACCAUGACCAGGCAACUGCACCUGGACGAUGGCGAGGCAGAGGAGGAGCAAGAGGAGCUCUAUGGCGAGGAGCAGCGGCAGCUAUACAAUGGCUUUGGGGGCUUCUCCAGUACCAGUUCCAUGGAGCAUCCAUCCUCCAUUGGAGACGAACGACCACGGCGGGCCGCCACUCUCCAGCGACGCUCUGUUCCCAGUCAAAAUCACAUGGCCACCAGUGGCUAUGGAACAGCACCACAUCCAAGGCGCAGGCGUAGCAGCAAGAUGGGAAAUCCGAAUCCGAAUCCGAAUCCCAAUCUAAAUCCACCACAGAUCGAAUUUCCCGCCCCACCGCCGCUCUCGCCCGCUUACGACUAUUGCAAUCCGUACGCUACAUUGCCGUACUGCAGCAUACCGGAUUGCAACGAGUGCCAGCAGCAGGCCACGUCCUUAAUAUAUGCCGCUCCCUCGACCCUCUAUGGCACCUUGGGGGUGGACAGGACACUGGAGCGACGCGGAGCAUCCCCACACUCCAGCGGUGGCGACUCCUCGCUCUACUCGGGAAUUUACGCCCGUAAAUUCGGACUGAGCAAGAAGGGCCUGCUCCAGAUCGAUUAUUCCUGCAGUUGGAAUGAUCUAGACCGUGUGAUGCAGCGUCAUUACUGACUGUCACAAGGGAGAUUAAUGGGUUCGGGUUAGGGUUACCUUCACUUCACAACCGGUCAUUGAUAAUUGUCAACUGGAUCGCAGAGAGAAACAUUCAUGUAAUUAAGUCAUCUUGCAUAUAGAACACACAUAAACACCCACACACAAUACCAAAUAACUGAA